Helicoverpa armigera (cotton bollworm) is the source of this 4423-nucleotide messenger RNA. RefSeq names its product carbonic anhydrase-related protein 10. The record is from RefSeq and is a predicted model, not a curated record. The transcript has 12 exons. Bases 252 to 1337 code for a protein of 361 amino acids. NCBI's taxonomy places the organism in Eukaryota, Metazoa, Arthropoda, Insecta, Lepidoptera, Noctuidae. Gene Ontology annotation, molecular function: zinc ion binding; carbonate dehydratase activity.
AAAGUGGAGACUGGCAGUCGGGAAUACAGUCAGUUGACCGCGAGACUUCGCGCGGAAGGACGUAUGGAGACGACUUUUUGUCGCUCGUCGGGCUCCGCGGAAAACUUUUCGUCGUAUCGUCAGUGAUAAGUAUCUAGUGUGUGUGGCUAUUUUAUUUUAUUUUCCAGUGCGUUUUUGAGUGGUUGGUGAAGAUAUUUAUUUGAGUAGUGUCAGCCAAAUGAGUGGUCCGGCGUGACCGCUGCAUCAACAGGAUGCACCAAUGUUCGCUCUUCAUACUCACUCUCCUAUGCGUCUCCGUGAAAGAUAUAUCCGGUAGCUGGGAAGAAUGGUGGACUUACGACGGGAUUUCAGGUCCCGGCUUCUGGGGUCUGAUCAACCCGCAAUGGAGCAUGUGCAACAAGGGUCGUCGCCAGAGCCCCGUUAACAUCGAGCCAGAUAAACUCCUGUUCGACCCCUGGCUCAGGGACAUACAGUUUGACAAACAUAAGGUCAGCGGUGUUCUCCAAAACACAGGCCAAUCCCUGGUCUUCCGAGUGGAGAAGGACUCGAAGCAUCAGGUGAACAUUAGCGGGGGUCCACUGUCAUACCGCUACCAGUUCGAGGAGAUCUACUUCCACUAUGGCAUGGAAGAUAACAGGGGCUCUGAACAUCAGAUAGACCAUCAUACGUUUCCUGGAGAGAUUCAGCUGUACGGUUUCAAUAAGGAGUUAUACCACAAUAUGUCAGAGGCUCAGCACAAAUCUCAGGGUAUUGUUGGCAUCUCACUCAUGGUGCAGGUCGGCGAGCCAUUCAACGCGGAUUUUAGGCUGAUAACUAGUGCGUUCAACAAAGUUACUUACAGAGGUGCCUCAUUCCCCAUAAAGCAUUUACCUCUAAGUUCGUUACUGCCGAACACACAGCAGUACCUCACUUACGAAGGGUCCACUACUCAUCCUGGCUGCUGGGAGACGGCCGUGUGGAUCAUCUUCAACAAACCCAUUUAUAUUUCUAAGCAGGAGAUGUACGCUCUACGUCAGCUGAUGCAGGGAUCCCAGCUGACCCCUAAGGCCCCGCUGGGCAACAACGCGCGCCCAGUGCAGCCCCUACACCAUCGCACUGUUAGAACCAACAUUAACUUCAAUAAGCAAGGACUUCAGGGUUCAAACAACUGUCCAGACAUGUACCGGAAUAUGCAUUAUACAGCCGUAGAAUCGUCAGAUGAUCUCAUAUCUGUGUCUGCGUCUGACCCAACAUUGAAAAUGACUUCAAUUGAACCUCCUACAAAUGAAGAAACUCAUUCAACUACUACCAGCAACCCAGUGGCCCAAGGAACACAACUUGCGGUACAGAAGCGUUGAUGACCUCGCUCUCGCUCAUAAUUAAAAUAUGUAUAUGUCCUUUUGUUCAUUUAUUACCUAGAUAUGAAUAUUUACUAAAAUCGUAAACUUCAUUAUAUGAGUUGAACUAUAAACAUUCUGAUAAUUUGGUUAUUGUUUACCUAAAAACAUUUUUGGUUUCGUAAGUUUCUAUGUAAUUUCAAUUAUGUAGGUAUGAUUAUAAGAAAAAAAAAUACUUAAUCAAGAAUUGUAUAACUUCAAAUACCAUACCAAAAAACUAUUUUAUUCGCUUGUAAAUAUAAGAAAAUAUAUAAACUUUAGUAUGUAGUCUAUGAAAAAAAUACUUACAAAGUUCCACAGGUAAUGUAAUCGUACAGUAGACUAUUGUAAUCGUCGUGUAGACUAUAUUAGUAUUGUCAAUCAUUGCUUAUGUAAAUAAUUAAAAAAUACGUCGCCUAUAUUAAGCACAGCUGACUUUUCAUUUGAGGAUUUUAUAGUUGAAGUUUUUAAUAAACUUAGAUAAGUCUCGCUAUAAGAAACUCCGUGCAAUUACGCCUCAAAACGAGGCAGAGACUUUUGGCGAGGCAGCCGUGACGCCUUGUCUGCUUAAAUGAUAUAACAACUAACCUAACCUAACUGUACUAAUCGAACGGACUUUUAUCAAUUAGAAUUUACUAUAUAAUAUAUUGUAACCAAAAGGCAUAGUAAAAAAUAAAAUUCUUGCUAUAUAGGGUGGUUGGUAAUUAGUUACCGAUGCUUGAAUACGUGAUUCUACUUAUGAUCACAAAUAACUUUCGAAACUUUUUUUAUUCUCAUUGAGAGAAGGCGCAAAGGUUUCAGUUUCAGACAGCUGUUUUGCUAUUCUGAUUAAACUAAUGAGUAGAAAAAAAUUCUGUUGUGAAAUUUGGUUUCUCAUGAGUAGAGUCACGUGCUUAAAAAUAUCGGUCUCUAAUUAUAGUAAGUUCAACUCAGUUGUGCGCGCGGCCUUAUGUGUGGGUAACCCUUGUACAUAUACAGUAACUUUGUGUGCGUGACAAGAGGUACAGUCGGGUACAAUACAGUUAUUUAGGGGUUGUAUACGGGGCAGUCGUGGUGGCCUAGUGGGCAAAGAACCAACCUCUCGAGUAUGAGGGCGCGGGUUCGAUUCCAGGUCAGGCAAGUACCAAUGCAACUUUUCUAAGUUUGUAUGUACUUUCUAAGUAUAUCUUAGACACCAAUGACUGUGUUUCGGAUGGCACGUUAAACUGUAGGUCCCGGCUGUCAUUGAACAUCCUUGGCAGUCGUUACGGGUAGUCAGAAGCCAGUAAGUCUGACACCAGUCUAACCAAGGGGUAUCGGGUUGCCCGGGUAACUGGGUUGAGGAGGUCAGAUAGGCAGUCGCUUCUUGUAAAGCACUGGUACUCAGCUGAAUCCGGUUAGACUGGAAGCCGACCCCAACACAGUUUGGGAAAAAGGCUCGGAGGAUGAUACGGGGGUUUAAAGAAAAAGUUAUUACGUAAUUUAAUGUUUAUUUAUAUAAAAUGAUUAUAAAUCGCUAUUUGAAAAAUCAAAUGAUGAAUUUUCGGAUUCGCUACUCUCCAAGGAGAAUUAUAAAUUCUGACUCCAAUGUCAAAAUGUCUAUUGUAUUCUUCUUUUUUCUUUUGUACAUGUCGACAAGUAUUACGCCACAUCCCGUCAUCAAUUUGACUUAAACGUUCAUUUAUGAGUUUCAUUAUUUUGUUAUUUUGGUCGACAUUAUGCGAAGCAAUAUAACUUUUUAAAAUUCCCCACACAUUUUGUUUACAUUAUUAUACUAGAUUACACCUCUUUUUACAUUCUUAGUCCACACUUUUAUUUAUUGUCCACGUACCCCGAGCUAGAAAAUAUGUACUUAAGGAGUAUUCAAUUCUUAGAUACUGUCAAUGUCAAUUUGAAAAGACGUAUGAAAAAAUAAUGAAAAACUAUAUUUAAUAAUAAAAAGCUUUGAAUGUCGUUUUAUUUUUUGAAACGCUUUAUCUGACUCCUUAAUAAUUUCUCCGCGAAUAACUAGUAUUUUCGUAAACGACUGUACCCAUAAGAAAAAGUGAUAAGAACACGUCAUGCUCGGACGACGUCACUGUCACACGAAUGAAAGUUGUAUAUUUACAAGCCGACGCACACAUAGGGCCGCGCGCAAAUCUGAGUUGAACUAUCUAUACCAGUUACCCUGUAUAAAGAAAAUUAUUACACAACUUCGUCUACAUACAUUGCCUCCCAUCCUCAUCCUCCGAGCCUUUUUCCCAACUAUGUUGGGGUCGGCUUAUAGGGUUACGUCUAAUAUGGCAAAACACAAGCAUGUAUGAAAACGAAUUAAUUCAUUAAAAAAAUAAAAUGUAAUUAGACCUUAUAAAAAAUAAUUAUAAAUCGUCAAUUGUGUAGACAAUAUUUCCAAACAAACAAACGGUAUAAUCUUUAAGCAAUAUACAUUAAACCAAGCUUUGAAUCUUAUAUAUCACUUUUACCUUGUACUAUGUAAAGUAUAUAGCUGUUAUGUAGACUUAUAAAUGUAUAUAGGAAUGUAUAUAAUAUAAAAAAUAUGAUUUCAAUAAUAUAUUAAAGUGAAGUAUCAUAAUUCGUCCACACUAUUAAGUGUAUUUAUGGCAAAAAUAUGACUGUAAGGCUUCUAAUAUAAUAUGUAGGUUAUGCCACAUAAAGUAAACAAACAAAAUAUAAAAAUUAUAUUAUUUGGUAGAAAGUCGAGUUGUAAAAACAUAGUUUCAAAUGAAUUACAAAAAUAAAAAUUUUGCUUAGCAGGCUUUCCUUUAUAUAUAUAUUUGCUUUACAUAUAAAAUAAUACAUAAACAAAAAAUGCUUAGUACUAGAUUGGUAUAUAUUAAAUUAGGCCGUAGACAUAUGUAGACAUUGGCAAAUUAGAAUUAAAAAGAAAAAACUAUUUAUAUCAAAACUCCGGUAAAAAAAGCUAAAAUUAGGCUAAAACAAAAGGUGUGUUUUUGUUAACGUUUUUGGUAAAAAUAUAUAAAUUACUAUACGAUUACUGUAAGUGACUGUAAUGUACCUAUGGAAUUAAAUGUAGUAGUUUAGACGCCUGUGUUGUCAUUAUGAGUUUAAUAAUAAAACGUUUAUCAGAA